UUUUAAACUAAUUUAUAAAAAAAAAAUAAACAAUUCUUUUUAUUGGAGAAAAAAAGUAAUGUUUUAUACAUAAAAUUGACACAAACUUAACGCGCAUGUUUCUGAAAUGAUUUAACUUUAGUUAUUCUCUCUCUCUUCUGGUGUGACGAGCGAAAAGUCGCAUCGUCGUUGCUUUUAUCGAUCUUGUCUACUCGCAAUAGUGAUUAUUCUACUUUGAAAAAAAAAGAAGAGGAAAACAAUUUUUUCCUAAUAAUAAAAUAGACAACAAAAAAUUUAAAUAAUAAUGGAAGAAUUAAAAAAAGAAGUGACAAUAACAAAAGAACGACCGUCUGGCAUCGCUAAAAUUGCCUACAGACAAGCGAGUAUUAUGACGAAAUGCGAAAGUCCGACAAAAAGAAAAAUUGUCGCCCUCACAACUAAGGGAGAGAGUAAAAAUUUCUUUCAACAACUUCCUAUUAUUGAAAGUAUAACAUCGACAUUUUGCAAUGCUUAUACAACAGUUAAGCAAUCAAAUCAAACAAUUACAAAUAUACUUGAUGAAACUGAAAAAAAUAUUGGCAAAGGAACAGAAAUAAUAGGAAGUAGCAUUGAAAAAUUGCCAUCAAUAGAUUUUUCAUCAAAUGAAUUUAUUGAAAAUCUCAAAAAUAAUUUCAGACUGACGUAUUUAACGACGAAAGAAUGGUGCGAGAAUAUUAUUUGGAGAAUUUCAAAUGUCAUUAAUCAAAUAUCAAUAACGAGCGAUGAAAAAGAUGAAAUUCAAAAAAUAGUCAAAUCCAAAAGUUAAAUAUAUUCCCUUUUUAUUUUUUAGACAUUAUAUAUUUUUUGUGUAUAGAAUGUGGAAAAAAAAAAUUUUGUAAAAAUUUCGAAAAUAUUUUUUUCGACUUCUGUGGAAAAAAAUUAAUUCAAUUUUGAAUUUAUUUUCAAAAUUGAAUUCAAUUCUCAGUAUAUAAAAAAAAACUAACUUUUUUUUAA
Messenger RNA from Leptopilina boulardi, 972 nucleotides. RefSeq lists its product as uncharacterized. The record is from RefSeq and is a predicted model, not a curated record. The transcript is spliced from 3 exons. Lineage: Eukaryota; Metazoa; Arthropoda; Insecta; Hymenoptera; Figitidae. Bases 284 to 784 code for a protein of 166 amino acids.